Syngnathoides biaculeatus (alligator pipefish) is the source of this 4741-nucleotide messenger RNA. RefSeq names its product ubiquitin specific peptidase 33 (gene usp33). The coding region runs from base 158 to 2896 and encodes 912 amino acids. NCBI's taxonomy places the organism in Eukaryota, Metazoa, Chordata, Actinopteri, Syngnathiformes, Syngnathidae. The record is from RefSeq and is a predicted model, not a curated record. The transcript has 24 exons. Gene Ontology annotation, molecular function: zinc ion binding; cysteine-type deubiquitinase activity. Gene Ontology annotation, biological process: protein deubiquitination.
GUUAGCAACCACGCAGAACGGCCAAAGAGCAUUUGGGUGUGCGAAAGGAAGACGUUAACGCCACCAUCAACGCGAACAUUUUUAUACAUUCGAGUGGCGUAUUACUUACCUUAGAAACACCGACAACGUUAAUCGUCAAGCAGCUGUCUGGUGAGCAAUGCCGCCGGCCCCAAGCUGCGACUGCCCCCACCUGGACUGUGUGGGGGAGAUCACCAAAGAGGAACUCAUCCACAAAUCACAUGGCCAGUGUCAAGACUGCAAAGUUGGAGGACCAAAUUUGUGGGCUUGUUUGGAGAAUGGGUGUGCGUACGUCGGCUGCGGAGAAUCCCACGCGGAUCACAGCACGGGACACUCGCAGGAGAUGGGCCACAACCUGACAGUGAACCUGACCACGCUGCGAGUGUGGUGUUACGCCUGCGGCAAGGAGGUCUUCCUAGACCGUAAAAUAGUUCCUCAGCCCCCGCAGUCCAACACUAAGCCCCUCGCCUCCUCUCUCCAGGGUAACAUCAGAGCCUCGCCUGUGAGCCCUCCCUCUCUCCGUGUGACCCCCAUCGGCGUCUGCGAAGACCUGGACAUGGAGACCGAGGAAGAGGACGACAUGCGCGCUCGAGGCUUGACUGGACUGAAGAACAUCGGCAACACGUGCUACAUGAACGCUGCCCUCCAGGCCCUGUCUAACUGCCCGCCCUUGACACAGUUCUUUAUUGAGUGCGGCGGCCUGGUGAGAACGGACAAGAAGCCAGCACUCUGCAAGAGCUACCAGAAACUCGUAUGCGACCUGUGGCACAAGAACAGACCCUCCUACGUGGUCCCAACUAAUCUGUUCCAGGGAAUCAAAGCCAUAAAUCCAAUGUUCAGAGGAUAUUCUCAACAGGACUCGCAGGAGUUCCUGCGCUGCCUGAUGGACCAGCUGCACGAAGAGCUGAAGGAGACACUGCCCGAGCCUUGCGAGCCAUCCGGUGACGUCAUGGUAGAAGACGGCCCGCCCAAGGAAGAUAACCAUAACCAGUCAGAUAACGACUUCCAGUCGUGCGAGUCAUGCGGAUGCAGCGAUCGUGCCGAAAACGAAGCGCAGCACACCGUCGCACCCGCCGUCAUCGUUGGCGCCGACAACGAGACCGAGAUGCUUAUUCCGGAGCAGGAUGACAUCCAAGCCAACAGGGAGUGGCAGAAGGAAAAGAACAUGAUCAAUGACCUCUACCGUGCUGGGGAUAACACGGCAGCGGACAUGGACAAAGAUGUGGACACCGCUACAGAGACUACGCCCAUCAUCAGCAGUCAGGGACACAUUAAGACACAAAGCAGGACAUCAGAGUCCUUUCCAGACGUCCAAAUGUCCAACAUCACAAGACCACAAAGUCCAGUUCCUAUGGAGGGCCACAAAAUGUCCAGCAGCCCACCCAAAGCUUCCUCUGUGUGGCCCAGCCUCAACACUGCACACAAAAAAGCGAUGAGCACAUUCUCCCCAGCCAAGAGCAAGUGUCAGAAGAGGUACCGUAGCGUUAUCUCCGACGUGUUCGACGGGACCAUUGUGAGCUCCGUGCAGUGCCUUACUUGUGAUCGGGUGUCGGUCACGCUAGAGAACUUCCAGGACAUCUCCUUGCCCAUCCCGGGGAAGGAAGACCUGGCCAAGUUGCACUCCGCCACCCACCAGACAUCCCUGGUUAAAGCUGGCUCCUGUGGGGAAGCGUAUGCGCCGCAAGGCUGGAUUGCAUUUGUCAUGGAAUACAUAAAGAGCUGGUUCUGGGGUCCUGUGGUCACGCUACAAGAUUGUCUUGCAGCCUUUUUUGCCAGGGAUGAGCUCAAAGGGGACAACAUGUACAGCUGUGAAAAAUGCAAGAAGUUACGAAAUGGAGUGAAAUUUUGCAAAAUGCAAAGUUUGCCAGAGAUUCUGUGUAUCCACCUGAAGCGCUUCAGGCACGAGCUGAUGUUCUCCACCAAGAUUGGCACACACGUCUCCUUCCCGCUGGAGGGCCUGGACUUACAGCCCUUCCUAGCCAAGGACAGCUCCGCGCAGACUGCCAACUACGACCUGCUGUCGGUCAUCUGCCACCAUGGCACCGCUAGCAGUGGCCACUACAUUGCCUACUGCAGGAACGACCUGAACAAUCUUUGGUAUGAGUUUGAUGACCAAAGCGUGACUGAGGUGUCCGAUUCUUGCGUCCAGAAUGCUGAGGCUUAUGUGCUCUUCUACAAGAAAAGCAAUGAGGAUUCUUUGAAGGAGCGCAGAAGGGUGUCAGGUUUGCUCAACAUGAUGGAGCCCAGCCUUCUACAGUUCUACAUCUCCCGCCAAUGGCUCAACAAGUUCAAGACCUUUGCCGAGCCCGGGCCAAUCUCGAACGACGACUUCCUGUGCUCGCAUGGAGGUGUGCCACCCAACAAAGCCGCCUACUUCAACGACCUGGCCAUAGUACUACCGCAGAACGUGUGGGAUCAUCUGUACAGCAGGUACGGUGGAGGACCAGCCGUCAAUCACCUGUACGUUUGCAACACGUGCCAGAUUGAGGUUGAGAAGCUCGAGAAGCGACGGAAGUCGGAGCUGGACAUGUUUAUGCGGCUGAACAAGGCCUUCCAGGAUGAGGAGUCUCCGGUGGUCAUAUACUGCAUCAGCAUGCAGUGGUUCCGCGAGUGGGAGGGCUUUGUCAAAGGCAAAGACAAUGAUCCACCGGGACCCAUUGAUAAUUCCAAGAUGGCAGUGAACAAGAGCGGCCAUUUAACGCUUAAACAAGGGGCCGACUCGGGCCAGAUCUCAGAGGAAACAUGGAACUUCCUGCACGCCAUCUACAGCGGCGGGCCGGUUGUGACAUUGCGGCCCAAUGUGGUCGCCGGUCACCAGGAAGGGGAUGCCUCCCACCAGUCAGAGGAAAAGAUCGAGGUGGAGACGCGCUCACUUUAAAGAAAAACAACCCCCCCAAAAAAAAGACGAGUGAACGUUUUGUUUUUUUUUUAAAUACAAACGUUUUCAUUUUUCGAUUUCCUUUGAAAUGCAUUCUUGCAAAGAACAAAAAACAAAAAAAAACACGCCAACUUUAACUGCUUCCGCAAUGGCUCGCUCUGAAAAGGGAAUCAAAGCUUUGUCCUGUUGUACAAAUGUGUAUACGUUUCGAUUAGCACUGUAGUCGUCUCAUGUCACAAUUUUAAAUAUCUGCAGCUAAUUAACCACAAAAAAAAUACAUGGAAUGUGAUUUUAUUUUGACCAAAUGAGCACAUGUACCACGUGUUUGUCAUCAAACUUGUACUAUAGCACUACAAUUGACUGACAUCUUAAGGCUAUGAAGGGACUACUUCCAAACGAGUCUCAGGAAUUCAUUGUGCACUGUCAUGUAGCGCAACGCUUCUCAACCAGUUUGUCUUAUUAGUUUCUCAGUAAAUCGUUGAAUGGAUCAAAUUUUCACAUGUUCCACUCAGAUUGGGUGGGCAAGAAACGUUCGCCCAAAUGUGUUGCAUACCUGCUUCUGAUUGGAGCUCAUUGAUGUGAAAUCCCGAGUUGGGUUUUGGCGAGUACAAGCCCUGAAAUUCACCAAAAUGGAGUUCCUGUUUAAUUCCUGGCAUCGACAUUCAAUUCUGAACACACGUCCUUGAGAGUAUUUUCUGUGUCCUGUCUUGUGUCCAACCAAUUUCAUGCAGCGGAGUCAAACUUUUCAUGGCGAAUGUCCAAAAUGUUCAUCAUACCUUGCCAUCUGCUGCCCACAUUAAAUGGCAUUGGUUAAAAAUAGGCAUUUGGCGUCACCCAUUUGUCUUAGAUUGCUGCUUGUGAUUUGGGCUCAUUUAGGCAAAUUUUGAGCAGGAGUUUGUGCAAUGCUUCAGACCCAUGGAAUUUGGCCUAAAUGGCUGAUUAAAACGGAAAAGGCUGACUGACAUCUAUUCAAAUUUGGAUGUCAUCAGUCCCGUCAUCAGUCCAGUUAUAACAGACAUUGCUACUCAACUUUGUGACGAUCAAUUUUUUUCCACUUUUCUCAAUGUGCGCUAUUGUUUGGGACGCCUAAAAAAUGAAUUCACCAUACGCUUGCAAGAAUUUGUGCGUUUAACUAAAAUCAAUCCUCAAAAGUGAUCAUCAAACAGAGUACAGGCCCAGGGAUUCACCCAAAAUGGCUGCUUCAAACCAAAAUGGCCGACUUUGUUUGAUUUUGAUUCUGGGUCAUCCUGUUAUGAUAAACGUUUCCCCCCCAACCUGAUGUCAGUGAGCCUCAGCUUAACCACUGAGAACAUUGAACUCUGUUGCGAACCAAAAAAAAAAAAAUAGUACACACCAUAACACAUUCUCUUAUUGACUCAUAUUGUAAAUUGUUUUCCCGGCUUUUUGUUGAACUUUACGUCCACUGGUUGAGAAUCGCUGCCGUGCCGACACGCAAACGGGCAUGCAGAUGUUUGAAUGUAACAGUGAUGUAUGUGGUGAAGAUUCAGCACUUACUUAUUUAUCACAAGACAGGGAGUUUUAAAAAAAAAAAAAAAGGAUGUUAAUAGUUUUGUACAUAUAAAAAAAAAGCAGGAGACGUAAGAAUGCAUGCUAUUAACAUUGCAAAUCUUGCACAACUCCUAACCGUGCCCGGCCCAGCCUUGCCAGACACCACACAGCGCAGUAUCUUAAGUAGUAAUCAGCAGCAUUGUCACUUAAUUGAGGGCAUUAGUUUGCAUUUUGAAUGCUGAAUGAACGUGUUAGCCCAUGGACCAUAGUCAGUAAGCUAUUCAUUUUUUUUUUAUGCCUCGCACAAUAAAAGAAAACAAAGGUAUGAAAACCUGA